Molecule: messenger RNA, 531 nt
Organism: Acanthosepion pharaonis
Lineage: Eukaryota; Metazoa; Mollusca; Cephalopoda; Sepiida; Sepiidae
Source: the annotation of a GenBank genome assembly
AUGCAGAGUGAUCUAUCUAUCUAUCUAUCUAUCUAUCUAUCUAUCUAUCUAUCUAUCUAUCUAUCUAUCAGAAUCUAUUCAUAUCAUAUCUGCAAUAACCACUUCCAAUAUCAGGAGAUUCACACUUCAUUCUCUAUCUCUCAAUCUAGGUAUCUCAGUUUAGUCAAAGCUUCUUUCUUUCUUUCUUUCUUUCUUUUCCAGUUUUUUAAUCUAUCUAUCUAUCUAUCUAUCUAUCUAUCUAUCUAUCUAUCUAUCUAUCUAUCACAUCUGGAUCAAUCUCUUCCAAUUCCAUUUACAUCACUCUUUUUCUUAUUCUCUUUUUCUCUCUUUCUCUUUUUCUCUCUUUCUCUCUUUCUCUUUUUAUCUCUUUCUGUCUGUCCGUCUGUCUAUCUAGAUAUCUAUCUAUUUAUCUAUCUAUUCACAUCUCUCUCUCUCACUCCUCAUCUGUUCGUAUCUUUCUAUAAAUCUCCUUUAGAAAGACUUUUUCUUUCUUUCUUUCUUUCUUUCUUUCUUUCUUUCUUUCUUUCUUAA